Messenger RNA from Durotheca rogersii, 2317 nucleotides. RefSeq lists its product as uncharacterized. The transcript is spliced from 2 exons. Lineage: Eukaryota; Fungi; Ascomycota; Sordariomycetes; Xylariales; Xylariaceae. The record is from RefSeq and is a predicted model, not a curated record. The coding region runs from base 183 to 2027 and encodes 614 amino acids.
CACCCAUCCACCGCCGCACCCACAUCCACCCCAAUCGGCAAAUAAAUUCCUCUUCGUGCGAGAACAGUACCAGGCCUACUUGCCUCGUGACUUAUCCCUAGGGGCAUAGUCGCGAAGCACAAGAAGCAUCAGGGUACCAAAGAACAGAAAGGGAAUAGACGAGGGGAAAAAAAAAUACCAACAUGGGUAACAUUCUCUCCACCUUUUCCAGCGCCGCUGCGGCCGCUCAGGAGGAGAGGGCAGCCAUCCAGAAGAAGCUUGACGAGAGGGAUGAGAACAUCGCUACCCUCAAGAAGGAUAUAACCACCAAGGAGGAAGAGCUUGAGGAGGCCAAGAAAGAACUCACCAAGACCACGGAGGAAGCCGAGACCCUGCGAAAGAAGGUUGACGAGCUCGACGCACGAUGCGCGAAGCUGCAGGAGGAAAGUAAAGACCAGACCAGCAAGCUCCACACCGAGCUGAAGCAGGUCAGCGAUGAGCAGCGUCGUGCCCUCGAGGAGACCGCCUCCAUUCAUACCCAGGAGCUCGAGACCACCCGCAACGAGCUUACCGAACUCGAGGCAAAGCUGAGUGCCUUGCAGAAGUCCAAGAGCUCCCUGGACGAGGAGCUGUCCACUGUCAAGCAACAGCUCACCGAGGCUGUCAACCAACGAACAGCUCUCGAGGCCUCGCUCCAGGCUGAGUUGGCUUCCGUAAAGGAGGGCCUCGCUGCUUCGACUAGCAAGUACGAUGCUUUGCAGAGCGACCACAGCGCGCUGGAAGCCGAGCUAGCCUCCGCGAAAGCCCGUCACAGCGAACAAGAGGACGCCCUCGCCAAGUCCCGGGACCGGUACCUGGCCCUCGAGCAGGCCCGUGAUGAGCUCAAGAAGGCCUCCGACGAGUCUCUCGCUUCUACGAAGCAGAGCCUCGCCGAAGCCCAACAGAAGCACGACGAACUGCAGCAAGCCUACAACCGACUCACGGCAGAAUCCGGCGAGCAGGCGUCCGCUGCAGAGAAGGGUACGGCCGAGUGGCAGAAGAAGCACGAGACUCUGCAGGGAGACUACAACAGCCUCGCUGAAGAGGUGGCGGCGGUGAAGAAGGACGUUGCCGAAGGCGAGGAGAAGAAGAAGGCCCUCGAAGCCGACCUAGAACGCUCCCGCGCCGAGAUAGACAGCCUGCAAAAGAAUAUCGCCGCCUCGGAGGAGGCGCAGGCGAAGCUUCAGGCCGGCCACGCCGCCGAGCUCGAGGCCGCCAAACAAGAAGUCGCCCAAGUUCAGGCCAGCCUCAAGGCUGCCCAGGAUGCGCUCGAGUCUCUACAAAAGCAGCACGACGCCCAGACUGCCGAACUCGAGAAAGCCAAGCGAGAAGGCUCCGAGCUGCAGGACCAGUUGAACUCUGCUCAGCACGAACGUGAGCAAUUGCAGAAGCAGCAUACCGAGCAAGCAGCAGAGCUGCAGGCUAAGCUGGCCUCGGCUCAGAACGAGCGCGAGCAACUGGAGAAGCAACACAGCGAGCAAGCGUCGGAGCUGCAAGCUAAGCUGACGUCGGCUCAGAGCGAGCAGGAGCAAUUGAAAAAGCAGCACAGCGAGCAGGCAGCCGAGCUUGAAAAGGUGAAGCAAGAGGCAGCCGAGCUUCUAGCCAAGUUGGAGGCCGCCCAGGGGGAGCAGGAGCAGUUGCGAAAGCAGAAGGACGAGCAGACGACGGAAAUAUCCAGUCUUCAAAGCCAAGUCGAGGAGGCAAAGGCCAAGUUGGGCAAGGCGGAGGGCGACCUCAAGGAUGCUCAGGCGGACAAAUCCACGCUGGACAAGCAACUCGCCGAGCUCCAGUCCGGACGGGAGCAGGACCAGAAGGCCCAGGCCGACCUGAACACGAAGCUAGCGGAAGCCCAGGACGCCAUCGCCCGGCUCGAGGCCGAGAAGAAGACAGCCACGGAGAAGGCCGAGGCGCUCGAGAAGGCAGCCAAGCAGGUAAAGGAGACCGAUGCCCCCGCCCACGUUAACGGCGUCGCGGGGACCAACGGAACGGCCGAGCCUGUCGCGGCCUAGACUAGAUACCCAUCGCAUAAGCAGGCACGUGAUGGAUUGUCUCGCCAUCUCGAGUGACGGAAAUCCGGUGUCGUCUUCUUUAUUUUUUCUUCUUCUUCCUCUUGUUUCUUGUUACGGCAAGGCGAAACCCGGACAGAUGCGACACGCUCUCCCCCCUCCUCUCCUCCUCCGUGCUCGGCUAGAACGAUUACGAUGACGACAAAGACGACGAGCACCUGCCCCACCAGUUAUGACCGAAGGAAAGGAAGCCUUAAUAUUAAUGUCACAGCCGGUCCGCCGGUCACACCCCA